Molecule: messenger RNA, 695 nt
Organism: Brassica rapa (field mustard)
Lineage: Eukaryota; Viridiplantae; Streptophyta; Magnoliopsida; Brassicales; Brassicaceae
Product: small nuclear ribonucleoprotein SmD1a
Biological process (GO): RNA processing; spliceosomal snRNP assembly
Molecular function (GO): RNA binding
Source: RefSeq, a predicted model, not a curated record
UUAGAUAAUGGAUCCAAAAUCGGAGUCCGGAGCCGUGCCUGCUACUAUUCCUAUUCCGAGGUUCUCACUGCCGAGAAGAAGGGUUUUGAAGGUUUCACAGAUUCGUUCUCUUCACACCCAACGAUGAAGCUCGUCAGGUUUUUGAUGAAAUUGAACAACGAAACUGUGUCGAUCGAGCUCAAGAACGGGACCGUGGUCCAUGGAACCAUCACUGGUGUUGAUGUGAGCAUCAACACUCACUUGAAGACGGUUAAAAUGAGCCUUAAAGGGAAGAACCCAGUGACAAUGGAUCAUCUGAGCUUGAGGGGUAACAACAUACGCUACUUCAUUCUUCCUGAUAGCUUGAAUCUGGAGACUUUACUUGUUGAAGACACUCCUCGUCUUAAACCUAAGAAGCCUGUUGCUGGGAAGCCUGUUGGGCGAGGCCGUGGACGUGGUGGUGCUCGUGGAGGCAGAGGUCGUUAAAUAGAGCACUGGACCUUUUUUGUGUCUGAAUUUGUAGUAGGAGAAUGUAUUGAACUAUGUAUCUUGCAAUGGGAACAUCUGAUUAGGAAAGUGGUAUGAUUUAACGCUCGUAAAGAAAGUUACUAAGUAAUGCAAUUUCAUUGAUAUAGAAGAUUUAGCUUUUCAUGUUGUGAGAGCAUGUACAAGUAUAUAGCUAUUGCGUGGUUUUGGAGCUCAAUGCUUUUUUUAUU